Messenger RNA from Zea mays, 2157 nucleotides. RefSeq lists its product as uncharacterized. The record is from RefSeq and is marked provisional. NCBI's taxonomy places the organism in Eukaryota, Viridiplantae, Streptophyta, Magnoliopsida, Poales, Poaceae.
UGCCUCCAAAAUUCACCUUCGCCGAUUGCCGUCGUGGGCCGCCGCGAUGGCGUUGCGGACGCCUCGUACCACCUCCGUCGCAUUCUCCGCUGACUCCCCCCUCGGCGGCGUCCCAAUACGCUCCUCAACAGCCUGCUCCGUUCCCACGCCACCUCCUCUCGCUCCGCUGCGACCACCGAGGACCACCAGAGCGGGACGCCGCGGAACUCGUCGGCCACGUCCUGGCCGUCGCGCAUGCUGACGACGAGGCUGUUGCCCUCCCGGGCGCCCUCGGCGCGGAGCUCGCACGCGUCCUGCGAGCGCGCGGCGCCGCUGAGGCACCGGGCGCGCCGGCGGAGGAACAAGUUGAAGUAGGUCCGGAACAGAGGACAGGGAGGGACCUAAAAUUCAAGCCCAAAGGACCAAAGCCCGAAGUUUCUUUUCUUCCCCGCAAAGAAAGAAGGCAAGAGUUCUCGGCUUCUCGCAAGUCGCGACAGAGAAAGAGGCGGAGUUGCGGAGAAGAUGCAGAGCAGCAGCAUGAAGAGGGAGAUCAGCGAGGCCCACGACACCAUUCGCUUCGGCAUCAACGCCGGCGUCAAAGCGGACCUCGCCCCGCCGCACCCGAAUGAAAUCCAGAAAUCAUUUCUUCGUUCUAAAUUGAAAGUCUAGAAAUAGGUGUUUAUAGAUUCAUCGCGACACGAAUUCACCAGAAAAGGUUACAAGAGAAAUGCAGAGAUUUAUUCUAUGGAGAAAGCAUCAGGGCAUUCUGCUUUGCGUCACAAAGUUUCAAACCCAGCAAAACCCCCAGUCGAUAUAUCAGAUAGGAUGAUUGGUGAUACCAAAGGAAGCAAACUCAAACACACAAAGUUUCAGAAGCACAGCUACUGCUUGCUCCCUCAGGCGACCUUGACCUCGAUGGUCUUGGGCUUCUUGGGCUCCGGCGGGGGCAGCUUCUCGACGGUCACCGUGAGCACGCCGUCCCUGCACACGGUGUCGCAUCGGGCGGCUCGACGAGGCGGACAAAGCCGGUGGCAGACCAUGGGUGCAAUGGGUGCAGAGACUUAGGUGGAUGGUUCUAAAUGUUCACGACAAAAAAAUGUGUGGCGCAUGGGUUUCUGUCCUGAGGGUGCGCAGAUCGGUCGCCAUUAGAAAGAUGCAGCUUCAACUACUUUGGACCAGGUGCAAAGUCAUGGCAGUUCUGAUAGGGCACCCUACACAAAUCUGGAGUUUGAACACACGACAGGUGAUAUGCUUAUCUUUUGUGGAUGGACUGUUCGCUUGGCUUUUGCUGAUUGAAUUGGAGCUGCACUUGUAGUUUGGUAACGUUUAUAUACAUAACUAUGCGGAUUGCGUUAGCUAGAAUAUGUCUUCCAGUACCUGGGUGACAAUGGGCUCUAAAUUUUAGAGUGUUGUAGAUUUGUUUUGUUGCAAAUGUGGCAUGGCAUGGCUUGGCUUGCAGCUUCGAGUACUGGUCGUUCGAGAUCCUUGUGCUGUUUGCAGGGCUGAUGCCCGACUCUCAUCUCAGCACUUCCAUCAUUGCAAUGUGCCAAAACACCGAAGCCAUAUCAUACAUGAUCACCUAUGGCUUCGCCGCUGUCAUCAGCACAAGGGUGUCCAACGAGCUGGGAGCCCGGAACAUCGCCAACGCCAGGAAGGCGCUCACUGUGUCGCUGGCGCUGUCCCUGAUGCUGGGGGUGGCGUUCCUGCUGCUCCUGGGCCUCGGCCACGACCUCUGGGGGUACUCUGCGGCGUCGCCAGGGGCUACGGGUGGCAGCACCUGGCGGCGUGGACCAACCUGGUGGCCUUCUAUGUCAUCGGCUUGCCGCUCGCCAUCCUCUUAGGAUUCACGCUCGCCUUCCAAACCAAGGGGCUGUGGAUGGGGCAGAUAUGCAGCCUCCUCUGCCAGAACUGCGUCCUCUUUUUUAUCACCCUGCGAACCAACUGGCAGGAGUUAGACCUGACCAUAUUCAACAAGGACAACGAUUUUGUCUGCUAGGAAUCUAGAAAGAGUUUUUCUUUUCUUUUUUGCCAUGUGCUGUUGCUGAAACAUUGAACCAUCAGCAUCAGGCUUCGACAGAGCUGUCUGAUGUUUGUUCAUCAAUUCAUCACCAGUGUAACACUACAGAUUGUAACAUUUGGAAUCUCAAGGAUAGGAAUUAAAAAUGUUCUGAUACACCA